GUGUAUAUUUUAAAAAUGUAGUAUACAAAUAUAAUAAUGAUUAAUAUAGCGUCAAUUUCAAAAGUAUUGGCGGAUUUAUUAUAAUCAUACUUUAUUAAUACGCACAAAUAAAUUACUUUUUCUAAGUCGUUCGUGAAUGGGAUUUGAUAAUAAGGGUUGAAUUCCGGAUAGGAGAGGGAGAGGGAGGCAGGAGAGGGAGAGAAACCGUGUGCUAAAGCGAAGGAUCUGGUAAUAGUGUUGAUGCUUGGAGACGUGUUGUCGAGGAAACCUCUGAUCUGGGGUUCUACUAAGAUUUGAAAAUCGCAGUUGAAACAAUGGAUCUUGAUUUUGAUGCAUGGAUAUAAGCAUGUAAUUGCCUGUGUCCAUCAUUCAACCUAGGUGGAUUGUAAUUUAUGCAAUCAUAUUGAAAGAAAUAUUAGUUUCUGGGGUGUCUUUACAUUGGCAUAGAUGUCAUUCCGCAGCAUUGUUCGUGAUGUAAGGGAUGGUUUUGGAAGCUUAUCAAGACGGAGCUUUGAGGUUAGGAUUCCUGGUCAACAUAGGGGGAAAUCCCAUGGAUCAGUCCAUGAGUUGCAGGAUCAGCCUUUGGUAAUCCAGAAUAGCCCUUGGGCUAGCCUCCCACCUGAGCUCCUACGCGAUGUAAUUAAGAGACUGGAGGCUAGUGAGGGCACAUGGCCUGCUCGCAAGAGUGUUGUUGCCUGUGCUGCUGUUUGCAGGUCAUGGAGAGAAAUGUGCAAAGAAAUUGUCAGAAAUCCUGAAUUUUCUGGGAAGCUUACAUUUCCAAUUUCCCUGAAGCAGCCGGGGCCUCGGGAUGGAACCAUUCAAUGUUUCAUUAAGAGGGAUAAAUCUAAUUUAACCUACCACCUUUUUUUGUGCCUUAGCCCAGCUUUGCUUGUUGAAAAUGGGAAAUUUCUUCUUUCUGCAAAGCGAACUCGGAGAACUACUUGCACCGAGUAUGUGAUCUCCAUGGAUGCAGACCAUAUAUCAAGAUCAAGCAGCACAUACAUUGGAAAACUGAGGUCAAACUUCUUAGGUACAAAAUUUAUAAUUUACGACACACAGCCUCCGUAUAACAGUGGCCACCUUUCUACACCUGGCCAUACAAGCCGUAGGUUUUACUCAAAAAAGGUCUCUCCAAAAGUCCCAUCCGGAAGUUACAACAUUGCGCAGGUGACUUAUGAGCUGAAUGUGCUUGGUACAAGAGGCCCUCGCCGGAUGCACUGCACAAUGCACUCAAUCCCUGCCUCUGCUCUGGAUCCUGGUGGUACUGUUCCCGGCCAACCUGAGCUGCUGCCUUGCUCCCUUGAGGAUUCUUUCCGGAGCAUCUCCUUCUCCAAAUCAAUUGACAACUCUACGGAGUUUAGCAGUUCCCGUUUCUCUGACAUUUUUGGAUCUCGUGAUGAAGAAAAUGAGGGUAAAGAGAGACCCUUGACUCUUCGGAACAAGGCACCAAGAUGGCAUGAGCAAUUGCAGUGUUGGUGUCUUAACUUCAGGGGAAGAGUAACUGUUGCCUCUGUCAAAAAUUUUCAGCUGAUUGCUGCUGCACAGCCUGCUGCCGGUGCACCAACACCAUCCCAGCCUGCCCCAGCCGAGCAUGACAAGAUCAUUCUGCAGUUUGGUAAGGUUGGUAAGGAUAUGUUUACCAUGGAUUACAGAUAUCCACUUUCUGCAUUUCAGGCUUUCGCCAUCUGUUUGAGCAGCUUUGACACCAAAUUAGCCUGUGAAUAGAAGAAAACAAGGGGAAAAGGACAAUUAAAAUGGUAGAACAUUUAGUCUUUAAUGGUUUUUCAUUGCAUGGCAUGGCGUGCGGUUGUGCAGUUAAUGUGCAAAGUCAUUGCAGUUUGAAGGGUGCAAAACAAUGUGUGCACUGGGAGGAUUUUGUAAUUUUCUUUUUCCUUGUCAAAACCCUUCAUCCCUUUCUUGUUGGAUUGGUGUUCAUCCAAUCUCCCAUUCGACUUUUUAAGAAUCAAAUGGGAUUUAAAA
Malania oleifera is the source of this 1980-nucleotide messenger RNA. Its product is annotated as tubby-like F-box protein 8. The record is from RefSeq and is a predicted model, not a curated record. Gene Ontology annotation, molecular function: protein binding. Lineage: Eukaryota; Viridiplantae; Streptophyta; Magnoliopsida; Santalales; Ximeniaceae. Bases 448 to 1725 code for a protein of 425 amino acids. The transcript is spliced from 6 exons.